AGACCAAAGCCAGAUAUUCACAGAGACCCACAGAGCGAAGUGAACAGUAUUCAGUCUGCAAAUUCAGUGACAAAGAUCGGCAACUUUAACCACACUUCUAGGCCCAGGCUGAAAAACGUGGACAGAAGUACUGCACAGCAGCUUGCGGUAACAGUGGGAAACGUGACGGUAAUAAUCACAGACUUUAAAGAAAAGACUCGAUCUUCCUCCACUUCGUCCUCCACAGUCACCUCCAGCGCGGGCUCAGAACAGCAGAACCAGAGCGGCUCCGGCUCAGAAUGCACAGAUAAAGGAUCAUCCCGUUCCUCAACCCCCAAGGGCGACAUGUCUGUGGUGAACGACGAGUCUUUCUGA
Molecule: messenger RNA, 354 nt
Organism: Staurois parvus
Lineage: Eukaryota; Metazoa; Chordata; Amphibia; Anura; Ranidae
Source: the annotation of a GenBank genome assembly